AUGGUCCGAAGCGAUCGUGCAAACACUAGUGCCUCAGAUGGAAAUUCUGCCGCUGUUCCCUCAUGUCUUACCUCGACUAUCAUCCAAAUCUCACCGAAUCCUCCACCAACUGAAGCCCUUCUUCGCCUUCGAUGCCCAUUCAAACUAGCCACAUUUAAUGUGUGCACUCUGAUGCGUAUAGGACAACAGGCCGGUUUAGAUCGUACGCUCGAGACCCUAGCCAUCGAUGUGUGUUGUAUCGAAGAAAACUCGCAUUCUAGACUCUUGUUUCAUUAUUCGAUUGAUGUCAAUCCACAUCAAACCGAUCAGUGA
This is a messenger RNA of Echinostoma caproni, 312 nucleotides long. NCBI's taxonomy places the organism in Eukaryota, Metazoa, Platyhelminthes, Trematoda, Plagiorchiida, Echinostomatidae. The record is from the annotation of a GenBank genome assembly.